AUGAUAUACAAUUCGUUGACUGACGCUCCUCACAACCUCAAGGAGUGCAUUGACUGGUUGAUUGCCCUGAGGGGGACUGAUGGGGAAAGCAACUUCCAGGCUAUGGGUGAGGCGGUUCACAAAUUCCUCGUAGACAAGCCUGUUGGUUUGACGAAGUUGCCGGGCCUCGAUAAAGUAAAAGACAUUUCUAGGGAGUUCAUAGGACAGCGUGUGCUGAGGGCAGAGCCAUUCGUAGAGGACCUUCUAAAGAGGUUCAACGAGCCCAUGAACAAGCAGAAGACCGAGUAUUACUCCAGCAACUUCGGCAAAUUCGACGAGAGUAAUUACACGAACGUAGUGAAGAGCCGGGGUGUCACAGCCGAAGAGAUCGCAGAGAAGUUGGCCAAAGUUACGGCUGAUUGUGAGAAGUUUUUGGACAGAUUGAGGAGGCCUUCCGUGUACUUGCCUUCUUACAGCUCAGAAGCGACAUGGGAGUCAUCGUGCGCAAAAGACCCGGAAGCUUGCGCAAUAGUCCUUGUGGGUGUUGCGCCAAUGUUGUACACGGGUCUGCGCACUUUGAAGGAGGAGAGCAAUGCUGAAGCUUUGAGAUGGAAGCGCCCUAACAAGAAGAAUGUUACUUUGAAGAGUGUGAUUGAAGCCUUGGGUUACAAGGAGCCGGACGUCUGCACCACCAUGAGUGCUACAUAUGUGUUCAAGUCGUUGCAGAGGGUGAGCUUCCGUAUGUUGGCCACGCUCUACGACCUCUCUGGAUUCUGGGCCUUCUACUGA
Molecule: messenger RNA, 768 nt
Organism: Babesia ovata
Lineage: Eukaryota; Apicomplexa; Aconoidasida; Piroplasmida; Babesiidae
Exons: 1
Coding region: 1-768 (255 amino acids)
Source: RefSeq, a predicted model, not a curated record